Messenger RNA from Exaiptasia diaphana, 492 nucleotides. RefSeq lists its product as uncharacterized. Gene Ontology annotation, molecular function: DNA binding. Bases 2 to 463 code for a protein of 153 amino acids. The transcript has 3 exons. The record is from RefSeq and is a predicted model, not a curated record. Lineage: Eukaryota; Metazoa; Cnidaria; Anthozoa; Actiniaria; Aiptasiidae.
GAUGCACGUUGUGGGCCAAGCAAAGUUUGCUGAGCUUGUAUUAAACCGCAAGCAGUCCACCCUGUGUGAUAUCCUGCGCGUGGCUGGCAGCACGUGGCCAGACCAGCGUGGCUAUAUAUGGAACGAAGUUCUAGACUUUCUCAACUCCCCAGAAAAGAAAAAAAACCUUUUGGACACGAUUAAAAAGAGUCCCAAAAGAGUGGCAGAUGAGUCGGAAACUGGCUCACAAAAACCGCCAAAACAGAGAAGAACUUUUAAAGACUUCGAGCUGGCCAGCCUCGACAGCCUGUUCGUUGUGUAUCAGGGAAGGCCGCCCUCGGAAAUGAUUAAAAGAACGGCCACGUUUUUAAACUUCAACGUGUCAGAGGUCUCCGUUUGGCUUCAAAACCAUCGGAAUCGUGCAAAAACCGGCCAGKACAAGCYAGGACAAUACAAACCAAACGAGUCGAAUGAAGGGCAUUGAAUUGUACAUUGUAGUAUAUUUUACCAAUA